Messenger RNA from Prunus avium (sweet cherry), 1362 nucleotides. Lineage: Eukaryota; Viridiplantae; Streptophyta; Magnoliopsida; Rosales; Rosaceae. The record is from RefSeq and is a predicted model, not a curated record.
AGAAGUUCCAAAAUUAGAUAAAUGCAUACAAUGCAUAUGAAGAGGAUACUGUUAGUCACUUUACUCUCACUUGCUAUCUCCCUCUUGUUAUUCAUCAUCUUCUUCAAUGUUCAAGUAAUAAGAUCCCCAUCAAUUCCUUCCUCCAAAACCACCAUCUUGCAAACCCAAUUCAGCCUCUUGAUUGGGAUUUUAACUCGUGCCGACAACUACGAUCGUCGUCAUUUUCUCCGUCUUAUCUAUGGCAUCCAAUCCUCUCCCAUUGCCAAGAUAGACGUCAAGUUCAUCUUUUGCAACCUCACCAAACCCGAGCAACGCAUAUUAAUUUCUCUAGAAAUCCUUCGAUUCAACGACAUUAUCAUCCUCAAUUGUACCGAAAACAUGAACAAUGGCAAAACCUACACCUAUUUCUCUUCGCUCCCGAGCAUCCUCCCCCGCAAAUACAACUAUGUCAUGAAGGCGGACGAUGAUGUUUUCAUUAGGCUCGAGCCACUUGCCUUGUCCCUCAAGCCAUUGCCUAGGGUGGACUUGUACUACGGAUUUGUAAUCCCAUGUGCUAGCAUGAACCCAUUUGUGGAGUACAUGUCCGGUAUGGGGUUUUUGUUGUCCUGGGAUUUGGUUGAAUGGAUUGGAGAAUCUGACAUUCCUAGAAAGGAGAUGUUCGGUCCCGAGGAUAAGAUGGUGGGAAAAUGGUUGAAGAUGGGAAGAAAGGCAAAGAACAGGUUUUCCAACAAGCCAGCAAUGUAUGAUUAUCCAGGAACAAAUGGGAAGUGCUCACAUGAGCUUAUACCAGAAACUGUGGCUGUUCACAGGCUCAAGAGAUGGGAUCAUUGGUCGCACGUGCUUGAAUUUUUCAAUGUGUUGUUGCCCCAACAAGAAGUGGUUAUUAGAUCACAAAUUGGCAACUUGAACUUGGUCUUGAAGUUGGUUAAUUUAGCACAAGCAGCGGACGAUGAUGUUUUCAUUAGGCUCGAGCCACUUGCCUUGUCCCUCAAGCCAUUGCCUAGGGUGGACUUGUACUACGGAUUUGUAAUCCCAUGUGCUAGCAUGAACCCAUUUGUGGAGUACAUGUCCGGUAUGGGGUUUUUGUUGUCCUGGGAUUUGGUUGAAUGGAUUGGAGAAUCUGACAUUCCUAGAAAGGAGAUGUUCGGUCCCGAGGAUAAGAUGGUGGGAAAAUGGUUGAAGAUGGGAAGAAAGGCAAAGAACAGGUUUUCCAACAAGCCAGCAAUGUAUGAUUAUCCAGGAACAAAUGGGAAGUGCUCACAUGAGCUUAUACCAGAAACUGUGGCUGUUCACAGGCUCAAGAGAUGGGAUCAUUGGUCGCACGUGCUUGAAUUUUUCAAUGUAACCAAACAAGUACUCUAA